Molecule: messenger RNA, 1179 nt
Organism: Fonsecaea multimorphosa CBS 102226
Lineage: Eukaryota; Fungi; Ascomycota; Eurotiomycetes; Chaetothyriales; Herpotrichiellaceae
Exons: 1
Coding region: 1-1179 (392 amino acids)
Molecular function (GO): hydro-lyase activity
Source: RefSeq, a predicted model, not a curated record
AUGGACAUCAAACAGCUGCUCUUGCAGUCGGACAAAAAACCAAUCUCUUGUAUUGAGAUGCAUACUUGCGGCGAGCCUACGCGAAUUGUCAUCGAGGGAUACCCAGAUCUACACGGAACACUACUUGAGCAGCGUGCUGAAGCCAAAACCAAGCAUGACCACAUCCGGAAACGAGUCUUGCUGGAGCCUCGUGGGCACUAUGACAUGUAUGGGGCAAUACUUCGACCUCAAACAGAGCUCACCAUGAGUGAUCAAGCUGAUAUUGGUGUUCUCUUUAUGACUAACGAUGGCUACUCCACAAUGUGUGGUCAUGCAACCAUUGCAUUGGGACGUUUUCUUGUCGACACUCAUGAUCUCCACAUAUUCCCCAGAAGAAAUGAGAUAAAGUACGAUCCUCGCACUCGGUAUGCCGUCGUCAACCUCCAUGCCCCUUGCGGGCUUGUCGAGGUCACCGUACCCACCAAUGAAGAUGGGUCGGCAUCAGACCCUGAACGUCCUGUCUCCUUUGUGUCCGUCCCCUCUUUUGCAAAGGGGGUCAACAUCGCAAUCCCUGUCCCUGCCUAUCUUCGUUGGCCCGAGCUCUCAGGUGACCGAGCGGAAGUACAGGCAGGCUUCGCGUAUGGCGGAGCAUUUUAUUGCAUUGUCGCGGUCACAGAGCUAGGAUUCACUAAUGGCUUGAGUGCCAUCGACCUCGAGGCACUGAACCGUGCUACGUGGGGUCUCAAGUCAGCCAUCCUGGAGAAUCCAGGCCUUUCGUGUUAUUACGAGCAUAAUUCCCAGCCCGAGAUGUCCUUCUUAUACGGAGUCAUUGUCACUGACAAAAUGAAUGUGCAAAAUGAGGCGGUGUCCGGUUCGGAGCUGGGGGUAUGCUACUUUGCUGCCCAGGAGAUCGACCGGUCCCCAUGUGGAAGUGGAGUGGCCGCUCGCGCAGCACUCGCAUACCUAGAUGGGACUCGCAUGAUGAACAAAUCGUGGGCAUAUCAUUCAUUGGUCUCAAAACUCGGAUUCGGUCCGCCAUUUAUCGGGACGAUUGUAGAGAGAAAGACGACUGAAGAGAUGGAAGUGAGGGUGAAGGUCGAAGGUCAAGCUUACUACACUGGCUUCAGCACUUUCUCCGUGGAAAAGGAAGAUCCGCUGGGAGACAGUGGAUUCGCUUUCAGAAACCUGGAUGUCGCCUGA